AUGAAAAUACUAUAUAAUGCACAACUUCAACACCUACAUCUUACCAACUCUCUCUUACUCUCUAUCUCUCUAGUUGAUCAUCAGUUCAAUGGCUAUUUCCACAUUGAAUAUUGAGACACUAGAGAGUCUAGGAACAGCCCAAUACGGAAAUUCGAAAACUCAUACAGAAAAACCAACCAAAACCAAAAACUGGCUAAUGAUCAUUAUAAAUUGUGCCUUCGCUACUAUUGGCGUUGUAGGAGGUCCUCUCUUAGUGAGACUGUACUAUCUUCAUGGUGGUAAUCGUAAAUGGCUUACUAGCUUUUUGCAAUCUGCUGGUUUUCCAAUUCUCAUAGUUCCUCUCAUAUUCCUCUUCAUUCAAUCGAAACUAUUGACCCGAAAAAAUGAUCAAAGUUCGCCUUUUUCGUAUAUUGAACCGAAGUUGUUUCUUUCAAGUGCUGCAAUUGGAGUUCUUUUUGGUGUUGAUAAUUUCAUGUACUCGUUGGGUUUAUCUUAUCUUCCUGUGUCGACUUCUACACUUCUCUUUGCAACUAACCUAUGUUUUAUUGCAUUUUUUUCAUGGUUAAUUGUGAAACAAAAAUUUACAGCAUUUAUUAUAAAUGCAGUGGUUGUGAUGACACUUGGAUCAGUCUUGUUGGGUAUUAAUAUCGAUGGUGAUAGACCAAUCGGGGUAUCAAAAUCUCAUUAUUUAUUGGGGUUUAUUUUGACGUUAGUGGCUGCUGCUUUAGCUGGGUUAAUAAUGCCUUUGAUUGAACUUGCUUUCGGUAAAGCAAUUAGGAACCUUACCUAUUCAAGUUUGCUGCAGUUCCAGCUCGUUCUUUCGCUUUUUUCAACCAUUGUUUGUGGCAUUGGCAUGCUAGUAAACAAGGAUUUUCAGGCUAUACCAAGAGAAGCAAAUGAGUUUGAACUUGGCAAAGCCAAGUAUUAUAUAAUAAUGGUUGUGACCGCAAUAAUAUGGCAAUUCACAGCUGUUGGAAUCGUGGGCGUGAUAUUCUACACAAGUGCUCUUUUCAAUGGUAUAUUCGGAUCAGUCCUAGUCCCAUUUACAGGAGUAGCAGCCAUCAUAUUUUACCAUGAAAGUUUCACAGGAUUAAAAGGAAUGGCAUUGGCAUUAUGUCUUUGGGGUUUCUGUUCUUACUUUUACGGAGAAUACAAGAUGAGGAAGAAGGUGAUCAAUAAUGAAACCCCUGAAACAAUUGACAACGUCGAAAAUGAGCCUAGAAAGUCGGAUGAUCAUGAACAACCAUUAAUUGUAUGAAACAAGUGUUAAAUAUAUGGUACUGUAAAAAAAACUUAGUUUUAUGAUAAAUGAGUCCCUGGUAAGUUGUCCAUAUUUAUGGUCGGCUCAAUUGUAAUUGUUACUCCGGAAUUGUUCUGAUACUCACAAAGCGUCCUGUUAUUUCAAUUAUAGCUGCCUAAACUUAAAUGUUCAAAAUGAAAGUCUAUCAAAUAAUCAAAAGCAUUUACACUUGGAAUGAAGUUGUUUUCAGUUAACGAUUUUCAACCAAAGGAAAAUCAAUAGCA
This is a messenger RNA of Papaver somniferum (opium poppy), 1524 nucleotides long. Its product is annotated as purine permease 3-like. The record is from RefSeq and is a predicted model, not a curated record. Gene Ontology annotation, molecular function: purine nucleoside transmembrane transporter activity. The transcript is spliced from 2 exons. NCBI's taxonomy places the organism in Eukaryota, Viridiplantae, Streptophyta, Magnoliopsida, Ranunculales, Papaveraceae. Gene Ontology annotation, cellular component: membrane. The coding region runs from base 89 to 1258 and encodes 389 amino acids.